Molecule: messenger RNA, 435 nt
Organism: Cylindrotheca closterium
Lineage: Eukaryota; Bacillariophyta; Bacillariophyceae; Bacillariales; Bacillariaceae
Source: the annotation of a GenBank genome assembly
AUGAUCAAAGUUUCUAAAGUGCCAUCCGAUAGCUUGGUGGUCGAUCUCCUGGAAAAGAACACUGAUGCAGCUGUUGGAUACAGGAGUUGUGGUCACGGAUAUCAAGACUACCUGACAAAGGAUGGCACAAAAGUUUUGCAAGCAAGGACGGGGCAGUACCAAUCCUUUCAUUACCUAGUGAAACGGAUCAUGCCAAACACCAAAUUUGAUGUGCGGAAGCAGGAUGAGACGAUCAGCAACAUCUUCACCAUGAGUGACAAGGCAUUUGCCCUCAUGCUACUUGAGAACUAUGACAGUCGUUGGAGGAAACAGCACAAGGAUCCCAAAUCAGCAAGACUCCGAGGUAAGGAACAUGCUGCUAUAUGCAAGGAGUUCAAGGCCAAAUUCACAUCAAGUGACAAUGGCUUGAAGCUGAAGUCAUCUGGUUGGAGUUGA